Messenger RNA from Octopus bimaculoides (California two-spot octopus), 629 nucleotides. Its product is annotated as late histone H2B.L4-like. The record is from RefSeq and is a predicted model, not a curated record. NCBI's taxonomy places the organism in Eukaryota, Metazoa, Mollusca, Cephalopoda, Octopoda, Octopodidae.
UCCGUAGUUACUUUUUUAUUUAUUAUCAGAGCGAUUCAUUGAUGUGGAAAUCGAAGUGGUUAACAGAGGAUCCUAUAGUGAAAGGUUGAACAUUAAGAAAUUAAAAAUUUUUUCCCUGUUGCGUUUCUGUACGAAAACUCGGAGAUAAAAACAAAACGAAAAUCGGCAAAACGAAGACAAACCGAAGAUGUCUUCGAAAUCGGCAUCGGUUACCAAAGCUUCGGAAAAAGCUGCAAAACCAAAGUUUGCCAACCCAAAAGCGAUAAAUGCACAACGAACUGCGUCAAGGAAACGACGGCAAGAGACCUUUACUUUAUACAUCUAUAAAGUCUUAAAACAAGUUCACCCAGAUAUUGGGAUUACGUCAAAAGCCAUUUCAAUAAUGAACAGCUUUGUUAACGAUGUGUUCGAGAAAAUUUCGGCAGAAUCUUCUCGCUUGGCCUACAUUAAUAAACGAUCUACCAUCACGAGCAGAGACAUUCAAACAUCUGUGCGUCUACUCCUGCCUGGGGAAUUGAGCAAGCAUGCCAUCAGUGAGGGUACGAAGGCCGUUACGAAGUAUAUGAAUAGUAAAUAAAAAGAAAAUUUUAGUAAAAUAAAACCAACUUUCUUUCUGGACUUGUUUUUUU